AUGGCUCUCAGCAUGCGGCACUACGCUAGCAAUUUACGAUUGGAUGCUGCUUCUGACAUCGAAGUUGCCACCAUUUCGCGCUCCAAGUGGACACUGCCGAAAUUUCUUUAUUACUAUAUCCGCUUCGUGACAGCCAUCUUCAUGUGCUUUGAGCCUUUCAAUUAA
Molecule: messenger RNA, 165 nt
Organism: Serendipita indica DSM 11827
Lineage: Eukaryota; Fungi; Basidiomycota; Agaricomycetes; Sebacinales; Serendipitaceae
Source: the annotation of a GenBank genome assembly